Molecule: messenger RNA, 574 nt
Organism: Vavraia culicis subsp. floridensis
Lineage: Eukaryota; Fungi; Microsporidia; Pleistophoridae
Exons: 1
Coding region: 4-561 (185 amino acids)
Biological process (GO): rRNA base methylation
Cellular component (GO): small-subunit processome; nucleolus
Molecular function (GO): rRNA (pseudouridine) methyltransferase activity; rRNA binding
Source: RefSeq, a predicted model, not a curated record
CAAAUGACCAAGAAAAUAUUUUUUGUCAUUCAGGAAGCGCCAUUCGCAGGCACAGAAAAACACAGAAUAACCCAGAGCAGGCCAUCAGCACCGGCUCGCCCAGACAUCACGCAUCAUAUUCUUCUUACUAUCAUAGAUUCGCCUUUAUACAAGGCCAACAAAUGCAAAGUUUACAUCAAAACGGUUAACAACAUUUUGGUAGAAAUAAACGAGGGAACACGAAUACCACGGACGAUGACAAGGUUUAUGGGACUGAUGAGGGAUGUGCUACGCAAGUUGAGGAUAAAAAGUGAGGAUAAGACGCUCAUGCGUGUAAUAAAGAGCAAAAUGGACUUUCCGCCUGGAGCAGUUAAAAUAGGCAUGUCACACGAGGGAGAAAGAAUUUGCAACGAGCAUUUUGCGGCAGAUAAUGUGGUUUUGUACGUGAGUGCCAAACAACGGGGAGAGGAUAGGUUUGAGGAUACAGACAUUCGUAUGAAGGUCAGUGACUACGAAUUGAGUGGUGCUGCAGCCGUCGGAAAGGCCAUAUACUUUAUUGAAGGCAUGCUAGACAUAUUUUAGAAGUAAAGUGUUG